Molecule: messenger RNA, 219 nt
Organism: Ichthyophthirius multifiliis
Lineage: Eukaryota; Ciliophora; Oligohymenophorea; Hymenostomatida
Product: viral a-type inclusion repeat protein
Exons: 1
Source: RefSeq, a predicted model, not a curated record
AUGAACAAAUAAACACCGUAAAGAAGUAUAUUCCUUCAUUCACCAAACCGUAGUGGUAUAGGAGGUGUUUUGUCAUCUACAUAUCGUGCAAAUUAUACUUAAAACCGUAAUUUGCCUUCCACAAAUCCUAUAAAAGGCCCAACUCCUGAUCUUAUGCCUAGAAAUGAACGUAUAUCAUAAACAUAAGUACCUCAUGGGUAAAAAAACACAUAUAAAUGA